This is a messenger RNA of Colletotrichum godetiae, 1188 nucleotides long. RefSeq lists its product as uncharacterized. Lineage: Eukaryota; Fungi; Ascomycota; Sordariomycetes; Glomerellales; Glomerellaceae. Gene Ontology annotation, molecular function: FAD binding. Gene Ontology annotation, biological process: secondary metabolite biosynthetic process. The transcript is spliced from 4 exons. The record is from RefSeq and is a predicted model, not a curated record. The coding region runs from base 1 to 1188 and encodes 395 amino acids.
AUGCCUGUCAAGAAUUACAACCGCUCCAGCCCUCUCAAAGUUGCCAUCAUUGGCGGUGGUCCCGGAGGACUGGGGGCAGCAAUUGAGUUUGGAAAGCUGAACUAUGUUGAAUGGUCACUGUAUGAGAAGAAGACACAGAUCAGCGAAACUGGCGGCGGAAUCAGCCUACAACGACAUACCUGGAGGCUCCUGGAGUUGAACGGGGCUGCCAAGAACAUUGAUCCCGCGGAUUUCUUCAGAUCUGCCGAUGGAACCAGCGGACAGUCAAGAAACGGAAGAACUGGAAAGCUUUUGGAGCAACACCAUCAUCCUAAAGAUACACCACCGCAGCAAGUGAGCUGUCGCAUGGUCCGAGCUAAGCUGCAAGCUGCUUUGCUCAAAGAGGUUGACCAAAGUCGUAUCAACACCUCCAAGAAGCUGAUUGACAUUACGAAGCUGCCGAACGGCCAAAUUGCGAUCCGUUUUGACGAUGGUUUCAGCGAUGAAGUUGAUCUACUGGUUGGAGCAGAUGGCAUUCGAUCUUUUGUGAGAUCUUACGCUUUCCCCGAGCACAAGAUUAAAUACAACGGCCAGUCUGCCUAUCGUACCAUUAUUCACAAGCCGACGGCAGAAAAGAUUGAGGGCAUUCCGAAGUCUCCCGUAUUCUGCUGGGGUCGGCCAUUCGACUUUUCAACCAUUGCUUCGGAGUAUGACGACUUUUGCGAGCCCGUCCGCAAAGUCAUUCAACUUGCCGCUCAGGGCGAGACACAAGAAUUUGCGCUCUUCUCUGGUCCGCGGUUGGAAAGCGUCGUCUUGCAAGACGCUAUUGCCUUGAUUGGAGAUGCAUCCCAUCCUCUAUCAGGCGCCUUCGGUGCUGGAGCUGGGUUUGCUUUGGAGGAUGUCUAUGCCUUGACGCAAAGCAUUGACUGGCACUGGAAUAAUGGUGGGGGACUGCCUGCAGCCCUGGAGCUGUAUGAUCAGAUCAGAUCACCUCAUUAUCGGGACUUGUACAAAGUCUUGGACGAUUUUGGCGCGAUGAACACUACGCUGCUUUCGGAGAAUCUUCCUGUUAACGAGGAGAUUGAGGAGCGAGUCCGAAGGGCAGCUGAGAGUAAGAGUACGUGGAUGUACCACUACGAGAUAGACAAAGCUGUCGAAAAGCUGCUUGGAGCCACCAAUCAGCAUGGCCAAGUCGCAGCUGUGCUUUAG